AUGGGGUUUUUCUCGGAGACAAACCCCGGGUGGAGGGGACCCCGUGGGGCGCCUAGGAGAUCAGGGUUUGGGGAGCUCGAGAGACCUGUGCGAGGGUUUGGGAUGGGGGUGUGCCUGCCUGGAACUCGCCCCGAGGGAUCCUCGGGUGGAAACGAAGGUGGAGCGGGCCAUGCGCCCCCUCGGCAGUUUGGCAAUAAUUUGGCUGAUGUUCUCACGUCAAGAUAUGGACUACCAAUGCUGAAGACCUAUCGCCAUGUCGAAAAGAACUUUUUCAAAAUCAAGAAGUUGGAAUUGGACUUGAAAUUUUUAGAUUAUUGCAAAUUGAAAAUAGCCCUUUUGGCUAACAGUACAUAUGUACAACAAAACCAGGAAACUUAUUCAUCUGAUUUCACUGAACAAGUCACUAACAGUCUUCAAAAUCUUAAGUCAGACGAACAUAUUGUUAUUACAAAACCUGAUAAAGGAAGGGGCAUUGUGUUAUUGAGUAGAACUGACUACAUUAAUAAACUCUCUUCUAUACUUUCUGACUCGUCUAAAUUCCAACUGUUAAAUGUCAACCUUGCCACCCACCUGUUAAAGCUAGAGGCCAAGCUAAACAGAAUCGUACGACCUUUAAAAACAAUCCUUGAUGAAACCAUAUAUCAUUCUAUCUUUUCAGCUGGUUCUCGUGCUGGUUUUAUGUAUGGUCUCCCAAAAGUACACAAACCAGGUUUACCCCUUAGACCAAUUAUUUCAUCUAUUGGCACCUUCAGUUAUAAUCUGGCAAAAUUUCUUGUACAAAUCAUUCAACCUCUAACAUAUAACGAAUACACGAUUUCCAACUCAUCGAAUUUCAUAAAUGAAAUCAGUCAUUUAAGAUUCGAUGACACCAUAACCAUGGCUAGUUUUGACGUCGAGUCUUUGUUCACGAAUGUACCUCUAGCUGAGACCACACAAAUUAUCACUAAUAAUACUACAGCAGAAUUCCUUUCACAAUUUGGUUUAGAAAAGAAACAAUUACUUUCUCUUCUAAUAGUUGUCACAAAAGAUUCAGUUUUUACUUUUGAUAACCGCCUGUACACUCAGAUUGAUGGUGUUGCUAUGGGUUCUCCCAUUGGCCCUAAUACAUAG
This is a messenger RNA of Penaeus monodon (black tiger shrimp), 1110 nucleotides long. RefSeq lists its product as uncharacterized. The transcript is spliced from 6 exons. The record is from RefSeq and is a predicted model, not a curated record. Bases 1 to 1110 code for a protein of 369 amino acids. NCBI's taxonomy places the organism in Eukaryota, Metazoa, Arthropoda, Malacostraca, Decapoda, Penaeidae.